This is a messenger RNA of Neopsephotus bourkii (Bourke's parrot), 1335 nucleotides long. RefSeq names its product gap junction protein beta 2 (gene GJB2). Bases 60 to 737 code for a protein of 225 amino acids. Lineage: Eukaryota; Metazoa; Chordata; Aves; Psittaciformes; Psittacidae. The transcript has a single exon. Gene Ontology annotation, cellular component: connexin complex. The record is from RefSeq and is a predicted model, not a curated record. Gene Ontology annotation, biological process: cell communication.
GAUAAGUGAUCAUUUGGUGUAUUACGUCAUCCUACAGGUGAAAGGACACAGAAGAGAAGAUGGACUGGGGAACUCUGCAGGCUGUUUUAGGAGGUGUAAAUAAACACUCCACCAGCAUUGGGAAGAUCUGGCUCACAGUCCUGUUCAUCUUCCGUAUCAUGAUCCUGGUUGUGGCUGCAGAGAGAGUCUGGGGAGAUGAGCAGCAAGAUUUUGUCUGCAACACGCUUCAGCCUGGGUGCAGAAAUGUUUGCUAUGACCACUUUUUCCCCAUCUCUCACAUCAGACUCUGGGCCCUGCAGCUGAUCUUUGUUUCCACACCUGCGCUGCUGGUGGCCAUGCAUGUAGCUUACACCAGACAUGAGAAGAAGAGACGAUUCAGGAAUGGUGAGAAAAUAAAUAUCGAAGAGCUCAAAAAUGAAAAGAUUCACAUUCGAGGGCCCCUUUGGUGGACAUACACCAGCAGCAUCUUCUUCAGGAUCAUCUUUGAAGCAGUCUUCAUGUAUGUGUUCUAUUACAUGUAUGACGGGUACCAGAUGCCUCGCUUAGUGAAGUGCAAUGCCUGGCCCUGCCCCAACACAGUGGAUUGUUUUGUUUCUCGGCCCACUGAGAAAACCACAUUUACCAUUUUCAUGCUUGCUGUGUCUGGGAUCUGCAUGAUGUUGAAUCUGGCUGAGUUGUGUUACCUAGUGAUAAAAAUCUGCAUGAAAGAACCCAGGAAAACAACAGUUUUAAAAUAAUUCCACAGUUCCAGGAUUUCCUAGCUCCCCAUUUCCCUCAAACUUUCUUAGGUGUCAGAAAGCAAUAAGCAAUGUUUUUACACUCAAGGAAAAAGAUAAAAAUAAACAAUCAUGUUUUAAAAACAGUCUUCCUGGGAAGCUGCCACUGAGGAAGGUUUUAAAAAUCAGUCAGUAUUCCUGCAUCCACAAAUUAGAGCAGCCUUCUGGCAGCAACUCUUCCAUGCAUGCCUGCUGCUGGGAUCCUGUUGUUGGGGCAGAAUCACUUUUCAAAGAGGAGACUUUAGUGCCCAAAGAGAGAGCCAGGAAUCACAAACAGUGUCAACUUCAGAGGCAAGCUAAUAAAGGAUUUUGGUCAAAAAUGGGGUGAAGGGUUUGGGGGUGGGGGAAGGGGUAAUUUACAGUUUGUGAAAGGGAAGAAGACAGGGAAGUGACUGUGUUUAUAGCACAUGUCCUGUUCUCUCUGGAGGGCAAGGGAAGGGCUUAGGAACACAGGUACACCAUGGCAAUAUGUGCUACCAGCUCCGCUGACCAUCAGUGAUGGGUUUUUUUUCCUUUUUAUCUCCUUACCUACACUGAGGAGCAUCUCCUAAAGAGUUGG